This is a messenger RNA of Chenopodium quinoa (quinoa), 1302 nucleotides long. Its product is annotated as expansin-like A2. NCBI's taxonomy places the organism in Eukaryota, Viridiplantae, Streptophyta, Magnoliopsida, Caryophyllales, Amaranthaceae. The record is from RefSeq and is a predicted model, not a curated record. The transcript is spliced from 5 exons. Gene Ontology annotation, biological process: sexual reproduction. Bases 329 to 1114 code for a protein of 261 amino acids. Gene Ontology annotation, cellular component: extracellular region; plasmodesma; plant-type cell wall.
AGCACAUUAGAUAAUGGCCACCAACAAAAACCAGUAACUAAGUGCCCUGUUUUACAUAUUCACUCACUUUCAUCGUCCUCAUUCUUUUUUUCUUUUUUCGCCGCCAUUUUUCCGCGUUUGCACAAUUUCCCCUGUCUUUUUCCUUCAACCCCUCAACAAACUUACCUCAUUAUUUAUAUCUCAUUUUCUCCCUCUUUUUGCUUACCUGUACACCAUUUUUAUUUUUAUUUUUUCUAUAUUAUGCGUAAUUUUCUAUAUAUAUAUAUAUGUGUGAAUUAAAUCAAUAGUUUCUAACACAAUUCAAAAUAUUCCACAAAAUUAAUCAAAUAUGGCGGAAUUUGUCGUCUUCAUCUUUAUAAUAAUUUUUGUAUCAUCUGUAACAGCUUGUGAUCGUUGUGUUCAUCGAUCAAAGGCUGCUUUUUUCUAUAAUGAUUCACCACUUUCAUCUGGAGCAUGUGGGUAUGGUUCGUUGGCUUUGAACUUAAACAGGGGAUUUCUUGCAGCUGGUGUCUCUAAAUUGUAUAACGAUGGUGCUGGCUGUGGUGCAUGCUUUCAGAUAAGAUGCAAAGAUAAUUAUCUGUGUAGUAAGGCAGGAACUAAAGUGAUAUUGACUGAUUUGAAUACAAAUAACAAAAAUGAUUUUGUUCUAAGUAAUCGAGCUUUCAAAGCCAUGGCCAACCCUGGAAAGGACCUCGAUGUUGAGAAGCUUGGAAUUACUGACGUGGAAUAUAAAAGGAUCCCGUGUGAUUAUAUAGGUCAAAAUUUGGCUAUUCGAGUUGACGAGUCUAGCCAUAAUCCUGGUUACUUGGCAAUUAAAAUUCUCUACCAAGGUGGUCAAACAGAAAUUGUAGCAAUCGACGUUGCUCAGGUUGGUUCACCAAAUUGGACUUUCAUGAGCCGGAAUCAUGGAAUAGUGUGGGACACAAGCAAGGCACCAAAUGGGCCUUUGCAGUUCAGAUUUGUUGUAACAUCGGGCUACGAUGGCAAAAAUAUUUGGGCCAAAAAUGUGUUACCAGCAGAUUGGAAGCCCGGAGUUAUAUAUGACACAAAAGUUCAAAUCACUGAUAUUGCUCAAGAGGCUUGCUCUCCUUGUGAUGAUACACAAUGGAAAUAAAUUUAAAUGGAAAAAUGUGCCUAAGCUAUAAGUUGUACUUGUAUGUAUUUCCUUGUGUUAUAGAAUAAUAAAACUAGAAGUAUAUAGUUUACAUAAUAAUGAAAAUAAGUAUGUAAUAAAAAAGAGAUAUAUACAUAAGAAUGUCAAGCCCGAAUUUUCCCUUUGAAUACAAACCUUACACUAAUUCG